This is a messenger RNA of Dibothriocephalus latus, 1260 nucleotides long. Lineage: Eukaryota; Metazoa; Platyhelminthes; Cestoda; Diphyllobothriidea; Diphyllobothriidae. The record is from the annotation of a GenBank genome assembly.
AUGCCGAACAAGAAGAAGUUCGAUCCAGUGAAAGAGAAUAUUUCCAUCGAAGUGUGCCAUCGCGACAGUUGUCGGUCCUCGGGUUUCAACACAAGUCUCAGAGAUACGCAAGGGGUAUUACUUAUGGACAAGUUGACAAACGUGGUUCCGCUAACACAGCAAUUCUGCCGUUCUGCUGUAACUAUCAGUUGUCAUCCCAAAGGAGAACUCAAACCUAUUGACACGCAAAUUACGCUUUUCCCUGUACAGACCUACCAGUGUAGUUCCGAGGACAUCAUUAUACCGUCAUACCUCACCAGCGAACCUGUAAAACUAUGCUCCUCUAAGGACCUCAAAAUUAGUCGUGCACUGGCCAGAGACGAAGAUUACGCUGCUCACUUCACGGAUGCUGUCUGCCAGACCCCAACUUCUGGACUGCGACUGAACUCAGCUGUUGCCUGGUUCUUGCAGCGUACUAGUGAACUGGAGAUUUAUCCACUUACGUGUACUUUGAGGAACUGUACUUGGAACGUCACAGUCAUCAAAGGAAAAGAAUGCAAGUCCUGUCUUUCUUUGCCACCACUAGUUAUUUGUAAUUUGGAAAGUGCCCUCAUUAAUAGUAAUGCUUUCGACCUGUCCAAUAUUGAUGUGUUGCCAAAAAAGGAAGUCUACAACCCUGCUGAAGACGAACUGUCUCCGAGGAUAUGUGUUUGGAAUGCCUGUCGUAGCAGUAAUCUGAGCCUUGUGUUGGUUGAUAAAAACGAUAAGGUUAUUGAAAAGCAGGUGGACAACAAGUUGGCGCCCAUGUCGCUUGUCUGUCGCUCCCUGGUCAUUCUUGUUCGCCGGCCCAUCAGAGGAAAUGCAGCCACAUUGUUGACGCAUAACAUUGCACUUUCACCAAUGAUAACCUACGCGUGUGCUAACCGGGACUUUUUUAUAAGCCCCAAGGCACUGAUUGCCGCAAAGAAACGUAUUAGGAUCUGCCUGCCCACGGGAUCUGCAGAAAAUAAAGUCUCCGAGUCUGAAGGGCAUGUGCAUCCAGCAGACAAUGAGACUCUCUAUAAAACACAAUUUAAAGAUGUUAUCUGCAACAGCACGAAAACUGGGAUACGCUUUGCUCAGGGAUUUGCCAUUUUUGAGGAGGUGGAUGACAGUCGAGAGGAGUACCCUGUCGAAUGUCGAUUGUACGAAUGUAUUUGGGGCUUCCUUAUAGUAAAACACAAAAAAGGUAUGAACAAAAAACAGAAUAAUUUUCGGAAGGUGUUUCAUUUCAAUUGUUAA